GAUUUUAAAAUAAAAACAUAUUUUGGGUUCAGAGGAGAACAGUUUGGUCAUAAAACUAAAAUCUUGAAGGAGAUUGAUUUUAUGCAACAGAUCUGUGAUACAAUAGGAGGAGAAUACACUGAACCUGAACCUGCUCCUACCCCAGCACCUCCUGCCCCUCCUCCCCAGAAUCCUGUUCGGCUGAAAAGAAAUGUAUCUUUGGCUCACGAUGCUGCCGCUUCUCUUACACAUCAUUAAUCGAUAAUUGAUCUGUCGAUUUUCAAUUGAUUUAUCAAUCUAUCUACAGUUUGAGGGACCUGGAAAUUAUUAAACCUAGCAUAAACUUGAUGACCAGACAUGUAAAUUGAGCUUUAUCAAAAUUGCGAAUUGUCGCUUCUUUUAACCAUUUAUUUCUCUCUAUUAAGAUGCCUUAAAAAUAUAUAUAUAUAUAAUAUAUUUUAAACUUACUUUCCAAGAAAGGAAAAUUCGAUUACUUUCAGAUAAAAUGGCGGAUCAGUUGAAUGGAAAUGGUAAACGCGGCAUUGAUGAAAUCCACGAAGAAUCAACUGAUCCAACGGGAUCAGCUGUUGUUAGUGAAUUAGCUGAUGAUGGUGUUACUAUGCUGGAUGUAUUGCAAGAUGAGCAAGAGUUAGAAGAGGAUGCGAAUGCUGUCUUGGGAGCAGGAGACGAUAAGAACUGUAGCUAUGAUCAGGGUUAUGUAAAAAGACAAGCACUUUAUGCCUGCACUACAUGCUCAGUGCCAAGUUCUCCAGACUUCAAACCUGCAGGAAUUUGUUUGGCCUGUUCCUAUCAUUGCCAUGAUGGACACGAGAUGGUGGAACUGUACACAAAGAGGAACUUCAAGUGUGACUGUGGUACACCCAGGUCUGGACUGACAGCAUGUAAGCUUCGACCUGGAAAGAUUGAGAAUGAGAACGUGUAUAAUCAGAAUUACUCCGGAACUUACUGCUCCUGCUGUCGACCCUACCCUGAUCCACAGGAUCCAAUCCAGGAUCAGAUGAUCCAAUGUAUUGUCUGUGAAGAUUGGUAUCAUGGUCGCCAUCUUGGAUUGGGGGCCGGGCCCCCUGAGGACUCAUCGUAUGCGGAGAUGAUCUGUUUGCAUUGUGUUGCCAAAUAUCCUAUUCUAAACCAUUACCAGGGACUGCAGAAUACAGGGGGAGCUCGAGAUAAAGAUGAAUCUGUUAAUGUUAAUGUUGUUGACGUUGAAGUCAACAAAACAGUUGAUUCUAGUACUCCAGAUUCCUUGGAACCUGUCUGUAAACUACCAACCAAUAAUCCUGAGUUGACCGGAACCAUGUUUCUCCCUGAAAACUGGCGCAGUAGCCUGUGCCAGUGUUCCUCCUGUGUUCUACAGUAUACUCAACACAACAUUAGUUUCCUUCUUGAUAACACAGAUACUGUCCAUUAUUAUGAAUCUCAAGGGCUGAGCGAAAAAGGACAGUUUGAGCAGGGCAUGGAAGUUCUCUCCCAGAUGGACAGGGUUAAGCAGGUCCAGGCCAUAUCCAUGUACAACAACAUGAAGACUGAUCUCAUGGGCUUCCUCGCCGACUUCGCCAGGGAGGGGAAGGUCGUCAAACAAGAAGAUAUUCAAAACUUCUUUCAGGAGAUGAAGUCCAAGAAGCGUCCCAAGUUGGAUCUGCCCCCUCCAGACACCUGUAAAUAGUUGGAUAUAUACUAGACACGUUUAAAUAGUUGGAUCUAUACCAGACACGUGUAAAUAGUUGGAUAUAUAUAUAAUAGACACGUGUAAAUAGUUGGAUAUAUACCAGACAUGUGUAAAUAGUGGGAUAUAUACUAGACACGUGUAAAUAGUUGGAUAUAUAUAAUAGACACGUGUAAAUAGUUGGAUAUAUACUAGACAUGUGUAAAUAGUUGGAUAUAUACCAGACACGUGUAAAUAGUUGGAUAUAUAUAAUAGACACGUGUAAAUAGUUGGAUAAAUACUAGACAUGUGUAAAUAGUUGGAUAUAUACUAGACACGUCGUGUAAAUAGUUUGAUAUAUACUAGACACCUGUAAAUAGUUGGAUCUAUACUAGACACGUGUAAAUAGUUUGAUAUAUACUAGACACGUGUAAAUAGUCGUAUAUAUACUAGACACGUGUAAAUAGUUGGAUAUAUACCAGACACGUGUAAAUAGUUGGAUAUAUACUAGACACGUGUAAAUUGUUGGAUCUAUACCAAACACGUGUAAAUAGUUGAAUCUAUACCAAACACGUGCAAAUGGUUGGAUCUAUAUCAAACACGUGUAAAUAGUUGGAUCAAACACGUGUAAAAAUUAAAUAUUUGAAUCCGUAUCUAUUUCUAUCCCGGUGCAUUCGUCCAAUGUUUCCUAAAGAUCUCACAUUUUUUAUUUUUGUUAAAUUGUUCCAAAUCUGUUAGCAAUAUGCAUUUAAUUCAAAAUAAAAAUAAACAUAUCAAUAUCUUU
Molecule: messenger RNA, 2426 nt
Organism: Eurytemora carolleeae
Lineage: Eukaryota; Metazoa; Arthropoda; Copepoda; Calanoida; Temoridae
Product: putative E3 ubiquitin-protein ligase UBR7
Exons: 11
Coding region: 485-1663 (392 amino acids)
Cellular component (GO): cytoplasm
Molecular function (GO): ubiquitin protein ligase activity; zinc ion binding
Source: RefSeq, a predicted model, not a curated record